AUGGUUGGAUUCAGGCCUGCAGAUGUGCCACCUUCGGCAGCUGUAAAGUUUGUGGGAGCAGGAACUGCAGCCUGCAUCGCUGACCUGCUCACCUUUCCCUUAGACACAGCCAAAGUGCGACUGCAGAUCCAAGGAGAGACCAGAGGCUCUGCUGCUACAGGGAGCGGCUCUACGGUGAAGUAUCGAGGGGUGUUCGGCACCAUCGCCACCAUGGUGCGUACUGAGGGUCCUCUGAGUCUUUACAGUGGGCUGGUGGCAGGACUCCAGAGGCAGAUGAGCUUUGCGUCUGUCCGAAUUGGUCUCUACGACUCUGUUAAACAGUUCUACACUAAAGGCUCUGACCAUGUGGGCAUUGGGAGUUGGCUGCUGGCUGGAUCUACCACAGGUGCCUUGGCGGUUGCCAUUGCUCAGCCCACAGACGUGGUGAAAGUUCGCUUCCAGGCACAGGCGAGAUGUCUUGGCCGUGCCAGGCGCUACUGUAGCACAGUGGAUGCUUACAAGACGAUUGCCAAGGAGGAAGGCAUUUGUGGUCUGUGGAAAGGCACAGCUCCAAACAUUGCACGUAACGCUAUUGUUAACUGCACAGAACUGGUGACCUAUGACUUCAUCAAGUAUAUGCUCCUUAGGUCCACACAGCUGACAGAUAAUCUGCCCUGCCAUUUUGCAUCAGCCUUUGGUGCGGGGUUGUGCACAACAGUGAUCGCCUCCCCUGUUGAUGUGGUCAAGACAAGAUACAUGAACUCUGCUCUUGGCCAGUACAGCAGCGUUCUCAACUGUGCUGUUGCCAUGAUGACCAAUGAAGGCCCGUGUGCUUUUUACAAAGGGUAA
Messenger RNA from Pundamilia nyererei, 828 nucleotides. RefSeq names its product mitochondrial uncoupling protein 2-like. The record is from RefSeq and is a predicted model, not a curated record. Gene Ontology annotation, biological process: transmembrane transport. Bases 1 to 828 code for a protein of 275 amino acids. NCBI's taxonomy places the organism in Eukaryota, Metazoa, Chordata, Actinopteri, Cichliformes, Cichlidae. The transcript has 5 exons.